Messenger RNA from Hypanus sabinus (Atlantic stingray), 11377 nucleotides. RefSeq names its product centrosomal protein 15 (gene cep15). NCBI's taxonomy places the organism in Eukaryota, Metazoa, Chordata, Chondrichthyes, Myliobatiformes, Dasyatidae. The coding region runs from base 1728 to 2405 and encodes 225 amino acids. The transcript is spliced from 6 exons. The record is from RefSeq and is a predicted model, not a curated record.
CAUCCCUGAGAUUCAUUUUCUAAUUGGCAUUCGCAGUAAAUACAAGAAACACAACAGAAUCGAUGAAAGAUUGCACCCAACACUACAGACAGCCGAUAUGUAAAAGACCAUAUCUGUGCAAUUGAAGAACAAAAAAAAGUAAUAAAUGAAUAAACAAUAAAUAUUGAGAACAUGAGAUGAAAAGUCCUUGAAAGUGAUUGCAUAGAUUGUGAGAACAGUUCAGUGAUGGGACGAGUGAAGUUAUCCCCCCUGGUUCAAGAGCCUGAUGGCUGAGGGACAGUAACAGCUGCUGAACCCGGUGGUGUUGGUCCUGAGGCUUUUGAAACUCUUCCUGGUGGUAGCAGCAAAAAGAAAGCAUGACCUGGAUGGUGUGGGUCCUUGAAGAUGGAUGCUGCUUUCCCGUGACAGUGUAGAUGUGCUCAAUGGUAGGAGGGCUUUACCCGUGACUGACUUGGCCGUAUCCUCUAGUUUUUGUAGGUUUUUCCAUUCAAGGGUAUUGGCAUUUCCAUACCAGACAUGAUAAAACCAGUCAAUAUACUUUCCACCAAAGGCUUGUCAAAGUUUUAGAUGACUUUCAUAAACUUCUAAAAAAGUAGAGUCGCUGCUAUGCUUCCUUUGUAAUGGCGUUUACUUGUAGGUGAGGUGCCAGUAAAGGAUUGUAAAUGUUGUGCUUUACUUAAGAAAGUUGGCAAAGAAAAACCUUGAAACUGAGGCAAAUACAAAAUGUGAAGACAAUACACUAUAAAACAAUAAUAUAACCAGAGAUUUCAAAUUCUCCAUGUCAUGUGGCCAAGGCUCCAUCAAUGCCUUAAAGCAGAUGAGGUAUAAAAUUCCUGCAUGCGCAGACCACAGACCUUUCCAACUCACAGGGUGGCAUGGUAGCGUAAUGCAACACUUUACAAUACCAGCAACCUGAGUUCAAUUCCCAUCGCUUCCUGUGAGGAGUUUGUAUGUUCUCCCUGUGGCUGCUUGAGUUUCCUCUGGGUACUCUGGUUUCCUCCCACAGUCCAAAGGCGAAUUGAUUGGUAUGUUCAUUGUAUAUUGUCCUGUGAUUAGGCUGGGAUUAAACUGAGGGUUGCUGGCCAAUGCAGCUGAAAGGGCCGGAAAGACGUUUCCUGCGCUGUAUCUAACAGGGAGGGAAGAUAGGUGUUGCAUUAACUUGUGGCUAAAUGUCUUGAGGUUAAAGGUCUCAGGGUUCAUUCCCAAGCCGCCAGAACUCAUGUACUUUCAUAAACUAUCAGAAACAAUAGGCCAAAUUCCUAGAAGGGUGAAUUAAGAACAAAUUCACCCAACUAAUCUAUUGGGCUCUAUUAAUAUCGCUUUAUCGUCAGGCCUAGUAACUUCAGGUGAGCGGGGUGAAGGAAUCAAUGUCAAUGACUUCUCUUUCCCAAAAGUAUCGCCUCUCUCUCUGAGUACCGCUGUAUUCGUCCCAACAGGUCGGCAGAGCUCUCUUGCCACGAUCCACCGAUAAUUCGGAACGAAAUGAGUUUCGGGGACUGCUGCGCCCGCCCUGCGGUUGCUAUGGUGAUGUUCCCGUGAUAUGCUGCGCUCCCAGAAUUCAGCACGGAAGUCCGGGCCCGCUGCCCUGGAGAGGAGUUCAGGGGGCAUUAGGGUUCGGCCUGGGGACCAGGGGCUUGGUCAUUCUGCUCGAUGACUUGGGUUCUCAUUGACACGUUACUGAGUGCGAUCAUUAAGAAGCUUGGACGCUUACAGUGCCGUGAACCCGAAUGAAAAUGUCUUACUUAGUACAUGAAGUUGAACUGAGCAAACGUCAUGAAAAAAUAUUGAGUCUAAGAGCAACAUUGCUUCAGCAAAUGGAAGACCAGCUUGAAAGACAGGAAAAGGAGAAAAAGCUGCAAGCAAUAAAGUUUGAGUCAGCAAAUGAGAGAAACGAAUUACUUUUAAAGGAUCUAGAGGCAGCAGAGAAAAACCUAAGAGCUGGAGUACAUGUACAACUGCAUCCAGCUGUUAUUGCCCUUCAGGAAGACACAAGAAAUCUCCCAGAUGUAUGGAUGGGCCAAGGACAUAGGGUAACAGAGAAAAUGAAACAGAUUGACAUUCGGAAGGAAACGGUGAUGAGAAGACUGAUGGGACUGAAGGCUGACAAAUCCCCAGGUCCGGAUGGUCUGCAUCCUAGGAUACUAAAGGAGGUGGCCCUGGAAAUUGCAGAUGCAUUGACCAAAUACUGGGCAUCCAUUGAAGAACGACUUCCUAAAUGGGAACAGCUUUUUCUGGAACAAACAAGAAAUCCACUUGAAGUAAAGGAUGCAAGGCACAAACAAUCACAGAAUGAGUUGCUACAAGACAAAGAUACCAUUAAAAUUACUAAUUUAUCCUCUCCAGUAUCAACUUUCAAGACUUCCUCAAUUACGGAAAUAAAAAAAAAACAAGCUCAUAAAACAUGAUGGCUGAUACUGAAAUAUUUCUGUCAUCAAUAUGGUUUGUGAAGAUGUCGUAACAAAUGUUGGUAUUAACUGAAUUAUUUGGAUACAUUCAUGUAACCCAUAUCCAGAAUGCUAAUUUUGCUAGCCCUUUGCAACCAGUGGGGCUUAACAGAAAGCAAAGCUGGAGUAAGAACUGUGCCUUCUUUAGAACCUGUAAUUAAUUUACACUGUUUUAAAAAUAUCUUUGACAUUCAAAGACAUUUUAAAAAAUCCAAAGGAUUUGGAAAGAAAAGAGACUGCAAAUGCUGGAGAUCAGAACAAAAAAAAUCUGUAAAGAUCUUUCCCAAUACAUGGAUCUUGACCCAAAAUGUCGACCUAAAAAUCACCAGAACUAGUGCAAAACAUCAGGGAAUUUUAAACUAAAACAUAAUGUUGAAUGUUAGUGUAUUUUCUGCUGAUUUAAAAGAUAUUUUGCUUGCUUGCGCCAAUUAAACUAAUGAAUUGUUCUUUGUAGUUAUUUCUAAAUUUUAGGGGCUUAAUUAGCUGAAGAGAAUGAUGCUAAUUGAAGGGCUGUUUUGUCAUAAUUAUAACUUCAACUGUAUGAAUCAAAUAGUGCCAGAUUAAAAAUCAGAAAAUUAUGUUAAUGCCAAGGGGAAGUUAUAGGGGUGGAAGGGGGAGGUGAAUGUUUUAUGUGAUUCCAUUGUUCUAUCAAAAGACUAAGAUUGUAAUUAUAUAGAUGAUUUGGAUGGAAACUUGAACCAUAACUUCAUCUCAAUAAAACAGUCAAAGCAUUUGGAAUCAUUUCAUAAUUAUGUUAAAAAUAAAAACAUUCCCCUUUUAGCUCAGUCAGAUUAUGAAAUUAUGUCCAGGAGAGAUCAAUUAGCAAUAUUUUUAACCAGUUUUUAAUUUAUUAAUAAUUCGGUCACUACUUUGAAAGCCAGCUUAUUGCCCAUCUUCAGUUGUCCCUGAGGAGGAGGUGUGACACCUAGGAAGCAAACUUAUGAGCUUGUGCUUUCUGUGCAUUAAUAUCUGUGUUUGACUAUUAAAUUCAGCUUUGUGAGAAAAUGAUACUACUACUACUACUACUUCAAUCAGCAGCUCUAAUUUUUAUUCAUUUUGAAUAUAUCAAGCAUUUAAUUGGUGUGUGGGUCAGCUGAUUUGAUGAAUGACUUGAAUCCCACAGAUUUAUUUUUGAUUUUUUUUUCUAAAAUAUCUUUAGUUAGAUUUUACUCAAAGUAAGAGCCUAUUUCUCAUUUGUAUACAUGCAUUUAACAUGCUAUAUAAGUUCAAAUGCGAAUACUGCAUAUAAAUGCAGUAUGGGUAAUAUAUAUCAAAGAUAUAGUGUGGGCUAUCAUAAUGGUGGAUUUUGGAAAUGAAUGAAAAUGUAGAUGAAUACUAAGACGUCCGAUAGGUAAAUGCACCAGCUGGCUUGGUAAUGAACCAUCUAUUCCGAGAACAUUCCAAAUCUAAUUCUCAGCAUGUGUUUACAUAAAUGAUUGGUCUAUAGCACUAUUAUCAACCUCUGCACAAGGAAUGGUGAAAAAAAAACUUUUCUGUGUCCUGUGAUUCAUGGUGGAUAGAGGAAUAUUUUUGAAUAUGUUUAAUCAUUUUCUUCUCCUUUACAACUGGUAUGUGGUUCAUCCAGCAUUAUGUUUUAUCCUGAAUACUACUGCCACUUUAUGCAAAUGUUAUUCUUUAUCAGUGAGCUUGUACCCUGAAUUAUUGCAAAUAGAUGGUAUUACAGACAGAGACAGUUCUGUUCAAACCUGAGUUUCUCAAAAGUUCUGUUUUUUAAAUGUUUCACUGGACAUGUGAGAGCUUUGGCAUCAUCAUCCUGUGCCAUGGAGGUCAAUAAUACUGCCAUUGCAUCAGUCGGCUCAGUAAACACAAUUUGGGAAUUAAACUUGGAAUGUUCUCGUUCUGCACAUUUCAUUGCCAUGCCAGCUGGUGCUAUUUACUUGCUGGCUUUCUCUGUACUCAGCUGUAUUGUAUUCAUUUAAAGAACUCUACUGUGAAUGAUAGCGUAUGUUAUUUUUGAGGUUUAAGUACAUAUUGAUUUAUCCAUGCGCAGUAUCAGUCUUUGAAGCUUUUGUAUCUUUGAAAACUGUUUAUUGUAUUGAUUAAGGGAUUUUUUUUGUGAUGUUAGUUGCACCAGAUGUGGAGAUUGUUGAUGGGAGAAGAAAAAAAUCAUACAUCCUAUUUAACUGUUAUAUUUCUGGUCUGCAGCGAUUAAUCAGUGAAAUUAUUUAGAUUGCACUGAAUAAGUGAUGAAGAUUUUAAGUGAAGGAAAUUAGGAUUUAGCAAUCUGAUUGAGGAACGUUAGUUCUAGAAAAAUAUGUAUCCAGUCUCUUGGAGAUGUUUUUGUUAAAGUAGGAUUUUUAUAUUAAGCUUAUCUUGAGUUGUGUUUUCCAUGUAUUUCCAUAUACUGAAUCAAACACCACAGGAGCCAACAAUUUCCUGGGAAAAAUAUGACCACACUCAAAGUUCAUUGAUACAAGUGAAAAUAAAUAAAAUUAGAAAAGUGUAACAAAAAUGUUGCAAGCAAUUUGGACUGUUAAUUUAUGGCUUCUGGUCUUAACUUUGUAUUGCUUCUGGUGAUGAUAGAAUCUGAUGUUCGUUUAUUUCAAAUAUAUUUCAACUUUGAAAAUGAACUGUUAAUUAUCAAAUAUAUUUCCCUAGGUAUUUUAUGAUUCACUACCUGUGGUGUUUUGUUUGGAUAGUUAAACUUCCUUUGAAAUUGUUUCUCAAAAGUGUGGGAAUAAUGUGAAAUUAUGCAGGAUGUAAAGAACUGUAUGCAAAUUUAGGCAAAUUCUCUGACCUAUAAACAGCUUGUUUUAAAAAAUGUCAGUAUUACAUAGUUGGCAAUGAGUCAGGUCUGAAUAAUAGAUAACCGUAGUUAAAUAAUAGAUAAUUAUUUCAAUGCUACAAAUUAAAAAUAAAUUGCAAUUUCUCAGUUCAACAUUUAAUAUUGUUCCAGAAAUUUCUCUUCUGGAACUCCUUAGAUUUAGUUUCUAACUUGUGGCUGAAGGUUGGUUUAUCACUUAAGACUUGAGAGUUGUUGGGAUAACUUGAGAGUUGAUAGCUAUGCAUAAGCAAUGUCUUACUGGCAUAAGUAGGGCACAUGCCACAGUCUCAUUCCUUGCAGUUGUACCACCAUGACUCUCUGCAAGCCAGAAUUUUAUUGGUCUUAACUCACUUAAACCAUCCAUCUGCUGUUGUGCAUUGGCCUUUGAAAAUUUGGUACUGGUGAGUAAUAUUUCAAGUUGCAUUAAUUGUGUGUGUUAGUCAGGCUGUUUGCUUAUAUUUUCUUGCGUGCCUCUCAAUGCUACCUGUUUUCUCUCCAUUCUCUCUUCUGGGUGAUAGCAGAAAUGAUCUACUUGAGUAAUCCCUGUGCCCUGCUGCCCUGCUCCUCAAAAACCUCCUAUAUUCCAAAAUUCCAAAGUGCAAAGCCUUGCAUUUUUCUCCAGUUCCUAGGUUUAAUAGAUCUUCAUUUUACCCAUCUUUAACCCUAACCUGUCCACUGUUUGCUCAUGCAGAAAAGGAACAGAUUGGAAAAAGAAUAAAAAGAGUAGAAAAAAAACAGCGGGCAUUCAACACCUUUAAGACAAUAAAUUCAAUUAGACAGCGGCUUAUCUGUAUCUUACCCAUUUACCUGAUUGAUAAUUUUUGAUUGCCUUAAGGUCAACUAUUUUUUUUUUGAUAUUUUGGGGGUGGGGGAAUCUGAUGGACAUUUGGAGGUUGACAAUUCCCCCCCCCCUCAAUUUUGCUGCCUUUGAGCUGUCUUCUAUUUUUACAUGAUAAUGCUCCUUUGUAAUAUUUAUAUAUACAUACAUUAAAAUAUGGAAAUUGUUGUCACAUUUAUCUAAUUGUCUUGAGUGAAUACACUUAAAUUUAAUUGAGUAAAAGUCAAAACUAACAAAAUAUUUUGUGCUUGCUGUCUUUCAGACUUGUUGACUGCAAAGAGAAAAAUCAGGAGACUAAUCAUAAAGCCAUGCAACCAAACUCUCCAAAAGAAGAAAAAGUAGAAUUGAAAUGGGUUAGUCAUAGGAGAUUUAAUAAUUGGGGAUCUAAUUAGCAACCUCAGCAGCAGUGACAGAAUCUAGGAGAAUAUGGCAGACAAAAAGCAGUGUGCUGACUGAUUUUGGUGGAUGCUGGGUAAUGACAAUGAAAAUCAGAACAAGUAAAACAUCAUCCAAUGGCAGGACAGGUAGGAGAGGCUGAAAAGCUAUUCCUGCUACUAGUUAUUAAUAUUUGAUUAUGCUAUUGGCACUAAACUAGAGCCAUUCAUGGCAGUGGUAUGCAUGAGCCCUAGGAAGUAACAUUAGUUUGCAUGAUAUGAACGCAACAGUCUCUAAAGAUGUGACUACUUCUCCACCCAAAGCAAUGUCUUUGCCUCUUCCCACAGUUAGCUACUUCAUAAUUUGAUCUAUUAAGCAAAGGCGAAAGGUAAUCACAAAGAUUUAAGCACCAAGGUUAUUAUUAAUAUUUAGAAACAUAGAAAACCUUCAGCACAAUACAGGCCCUUCAGCCCACAGUGUUCUGCCAAAUAUGUACUUACUUUAGAAAUUAACUAGGGUCACCCAUAGCCCUCUAUUUUUCUAAGCUCCAUUUACCUAUCCAGGAGUCUCUUAAAAGACCCUAUCGUAUCCGCCUCCACCACUGUCGCCUGCAGCCCAUUCCACGCACUCACGACUUUGUUUUUUUUAAAAAAACAAACUUACCCCUGACAUCCCCUCUGUACCUACUUCCAAGCACCUUAAAAACAGUUUCCUCUCGUGAUACCCAUUUCAGCCCUGGGAAAAAGCCUCUGACUAUCCACACGCUCAAUGCCUCUCAUCAUCUUAUACACCUCUAUCAGGUCACCUCUCAUCCUUCGUCACUCCUUACUUUCUCAAUAAGCCUUGCAUGGGGUACCUUGUCAAUUGCCUUGCUGAAAUUCAUAUACACUGCAUCCACUGCUUUAACUUCAUCAAUGUGUUUAGUCACAUUCUCAAAAAAUUCUAUCAGGCUCGUCAGGCACAACCAGCCUUUGACAAAGCCAUGAUGACUAUUGCUAAUCAUAUUAUGCCUCUCCAAAUGUUCAUAAAUCCUGUCUCUCAGGAUCUUCUCCAUCAACUUACCAACCACUGAAGUAAGACAUACUUGUCUGUAAUUUCCUGGGCUAUCUCUGCUCCCUUUCUUGAAUAAUGGAACAACAUUUGCAAUCCUCCAAUCCUCUGGAACCUCUCCCGUCCCCAUUGAUGAUGCAGAGAUCAUUGUCAGAGGCUCAGCAAUCUCCUCCCUCACCUCCAACAGUAGUCUGGGGUAAAUCUCGCCCGGUCCCAGUGACUUAUCCAAUUUGAUGUUUUCCAAAAGCUCCAGCACAUCCUCUUUCUUAAUGUCUAUGUGCUCAAGCUUUUCAGUCUGCUGUAAGUCAUCCCUACAAUCGCCAAGAUCCUUUUCCAUAGUAAAUACAGAAGCACUAUAUUCACUAAUUCCCUCCAGUUCCAUACACAGUUUUCCACUGUCACACUUGAUUGGUCCUAUUUUCUCACAUCUUAUCUUGCUCUUCACAUACUUAUAGAAUGGCUUGGGGUUUCCCUUAAUCCUGCUUGCCAAGGCCUUCUCAUGGCCCCUUCUGGCUCUCCUAAUUUCAUUCUUAAGCUUCUUCCGGCUAGCCUUAUAAUUUUCUAGAUCUCUAUUACUACCCAGUUCUUUUGAACAUUUGUAAGCUUUUCUUCUUGACUAGAUUUUUAACAGCCUUUGUACACCAUGGUUCCUGUACCCUACCAUCCUUUCCCUGUCUCAUUGGAAUGGACCUAUGCAGAAUGCCAAUCAAGUAUCCCCUGAACAUUUGCCACAUUUCUGCUGUGCAUUUCCCCAAGAACAUCUGUUCCCAAUUUAUGCUUCCAUGUUCCUGCCUAAUAGCUUCAUAUUUCCCCUUACUCAAAUUAAAAGCUUUCCUAACUUGUCUAUUCCUAUCCCUCUCCAAUGUUAUGGUAAAGGAGAUAGAAUUGUGAUCACUAUCUCCAAAAUGCUGUCACACUGAGAGACCUGACACUUGACCAGGUUCAUUUCCCAAUACCAGAUCAAGUACAGACUCUCCUGUUUUAGGCUUAUCAACAUACUGUAUCAGGAAACCUUCCUGAACAUACCUAACAAACUUCACCCCAUCUAAACCCCUUGCUCUAGGGAGAUGCCAAUCAAUAUUGGGGUAAUUAAAAUCUCCCACCAUGACAACCCUGUAUUAUUGUACCUCCCUGUUAACUAUUGGGUGAUCUAUUUUUUUUAAGAAAACACCCAGUAGAGUUAUUGACCACUUCCUUUUCUUAACUUCCCCUCCCACAGAGACUCAGUAAACAAUUCCUCCAUGACUUCCUCCUUUUCUUCAGCCGUGACACUAUCUCUGAUCAUGUCCCCGCCUCUCCUGCCUCCCUCCCUGUCCUUUCUGAAACAUCUAAAGCCUGGCACUCCAUUCCUGCUCCUAAGCCAUCCAAGUCUCUGUAAUGGCCAUAACAUCAAAGCUCCAAGUACUGAUCCACACUCUAAACUCAUCCACGUUGUUCAUGAUACUCUUUGCAUUAAAAUUGACACAUCUCAAACCAUCAGUCUGAGCGGAUCCCUUCUCUAUCCUCCCUCUCACACUGUCCACAGCUUUCUCAAUUUGUGAGCCAACCGCCCCUUCCUCCGACUCUUCAGUUUGGUUCCCACCCACCAGCAAUUCUAGCUUAAACUCUCCCCAAUUGCCUUAGCAAACCUCCCUGCCAGGAUAUUGGUCCCCCUUAGAUUCAAGUGCAACCUGUCCUUUUUGUACAGGUCACACCUGCCCCCUGCUCCAAUCCCUCAGCCACGCAUUUAUCUGCCACCUCACUCUAUUCCUAUACUCACUGUCAUUUGGCACAGGCAGUAAUCCCAAGAUUACUACCUUUAGAGGUCCUGCUUCUCUACUUCCUAUCUCUCUCUAGUCUGUUUUAAGGACCUCCUCCCUUUUCCUACCUAUGUCAUCGGUACCAAUAUGUGCCACAACCUCUAGCUAUUCACCUUCCGACUUCAGGAUACUGUGCUCAGAUCAGGAAAUGCUAUGGUUUCCAGGGGUUUUCCAUUUCCAGCCCUAUUGCUCAUAAUCACCUUUUUUUUUUACCUACUACAUACGAUUCAGCAUUCCAGGUUUGGUAUAGGAAGGGCAUUAGACAUUUUGAAGAUCUUUUCAUUGAUAAUCACUUCACUUCUUUUCAGCAGCUCUCUGUUAAGUUCAAUCUGCCCAAUGCUCAUUUUUUCAGAUAUCUCCAAAUCCAACACUUUAUUGCUCCUUUAAUUCCUAACUUGCCUGAAAUGCCUGUAAAAAAUGCUAUGGACCUAUUUCUUUCCAUGAAUCCACUAGGUAAAGGCUUAAUAUCAAUCAUCCAAGAUAAACUAGCAGCCUUACAACGGGCCCCCAUGGAUAAAAUCAAAAUGGCCUGGGAGCAGGAUUUAAAUACCUCCUUAUCUGAGGAGAGCUGGGAUUCAGUUCUCAAAUCGGUUAACUCAACCUCUCUUUGUGCUCGCCACUGCCUUUUACAGUUUAAGAUUGUUCAUAGAGCCCAUUUAUCUAAAUCUAAACUAUCUCGAUUCUACCCUAGUGUUAGUCUGCUCUGUGAUAAAUGCAAGAGGGGCGUGGCCUCUCUCAUCCAUAUGUACUGGUUCUGUCCUAGCUUGGAGAAAUUCUGGAAAGAUGUCUUCACUACGUUAUCGUGUAUUCUGAAUCAGCACCUAGAACCAAACCCCUUAAUUGCUCUGUUCGGUUUUUGGGGCGAGACAGAUUUAUAUCUGGGUCCGACCAAAUGCCGAAUAUUAUCCUUUGCCUCUCUCCUGGUUAGACGCUUGAUCCUCCUCAGAUGGAGAGAUGUUGCUCCGCCCACUCAUGCUCAAUGGCUUAACAACAUAAUGGCCUGUUCGGACCUUGAAAAAAUUCAUUAUUCAGUUCUCAAUUCGGAUCUAAAGUUCCAUAAGGUCUGGGGACCUUUUAUCGAGUACUUUCAUAACCUUCCUCUUGACUAGGGUUUUUUUUUCUUUUCGGUCCCUUGCUUUCAGCUCCUUUUUUUUUCUGGUAGAAGGCAUUAUUACCCUCUGUUGCUGAGUGUAUUCACAGUCUGGGAGUUUGGCUGUCCUGACUUAUACUCUCUAUAUGGUCUGGAGUUGCUGUUGUUUUUUCUUGUGGGGCUUGGGGAGGACACUAAGCUUACUUGUCUUUAAUUUAGGUCCUUUUUUUUUGCUAAAUUCUCUUCCUUUGUAGCAUAUUGUUAUUGUAUGCUUAAUUUUGCACUGUUUUAAUGUUCCUCAUUAGGAUUUGGGGUUUUUAAUUUGUAAAAUGUUUUGAAAAACUAAUAAAAAAUUCAGGAGACUGUGGACAAGAUCAGAAACAUCCCAGAUCCUGGGAGGCAAACUACCAUUUGUGUUUCUUUCAUGAGUCCACAGAAUCGCCUGUCUGACUCCCUAACUGUAGAGUCCCUUAUCACUGCUGCCAUCCUCUUCCUUUCCCUACCCUUCUGAGCCACAGGUCCAGACUUUGUGUCAGAGGCGCAGCCGCUGUUGCUUCCCCCAGAUAGGUCAUCUGCCCUGACAGAAUUCAAACAGGAAUACUUACUGUUAAGGUGGACAACCACAGGAGUACUCUCUUGUAUUUGCCUCUUGCCCUUCCCUCUCCUAACCAGAGGCCCUGGUGUAACUGCUUGCCUUUAGCUUCUGUCUAUCAUCUCCUCACUUUCUCUGUCCAAACAAAGGUCAUUGAGCUACAUCUCCAGUUCCCUAAUCCUGUCCCUAAGGAGCUGAAUGAAGCUCAAUGCAACUGGCGCAGAUGUGGUUGUCCAAGAGGCGGUGAGUUUCCUGGACAUCCCACAUCCGACACCCAGUACAGAACACUGGCCUCACGGACAUACUUCCUAUUCCUGUUCUUCACAAGUAACUUAACUCGCCUCAACCCGUUAUUGCCUAAUCCCUGUUGGGUCAAAGCACUCUUACUCUGACACCCACUCUAU